Molecule: messenger RNA, 5914 nt
Organism: Oncorhynchus kisutch (coho salmon)
Lineage: Eukaryota; Metazoa; Chordata; Actinopteri; Salmoniformes; Salmonidae
Product: serine/threonine-protein kinase DCLK2
Exons: 17
Coding region: 724-4185 (1153 amino acids)
Biological process (GO): intracellular signal transduction; protein phosphorylation
Molecular function (GO): protein kinase activity; ATP binding
Source: RefSeq, a predicted model, not a curated record
GCAGCAUUCCCUCCCUCGUUGAAUUGGAUGACAGGACUGGGAUGGCCUCUCGUGCUACAGUGUUAGUGUUGAACGGUUCGUCCGUCUGAGAAAGGAUGUGAGAAGAGGAGGAGGCUUGCGGUUUCUGUAGCAAGCAUGCGGCUUUGUUAGAUUCGGUGGAUUUUGGACACCGGCUUUACAUGCAAUGUAUUUGUGCUACAUGGAAUUCGUUUUUCCCAUUUGUGUUUUCUACCGGAUACAUUCUUAUAGCUUGGAAUCGAGUGUUUUCCUGUGCGGCUCUGUUCAUUGGUAAACUAGCGGUUGCAUCAGUCGACUGUCAAUCAAGUCUCGGCUCUCUGCACCUGGUAUUAAUUUAAAUUUGCCGGUGAAUGUUUGUUGACAUUGAGUUUUGGAGCAAUCCUUUUCGUUUAGCCUUUGGUAUUUCAAUAACCGAGAGUUUAUUGUGCAGCCUUAUUGACAAGGUAAGAUUGGAACCGUAACACAGGCUACAGUACCCCUAGUUACAUUAAUAGCGGACUCUAUCCCGGAAAAUUACAUCUUGACGGCGCAAGGAGGAACUAGCCUACAAGUACACUGUCCUCUCGAUUACUGUAUCAGUGAUUGCCAAAGCGUUGUUUGACAGCUGUCUUUGGGAACGCGUUGGACAAUAGGGCUUGCCUGGAGGAGCCAUCUGCUAUUGUUUUCUCUAUCUCGCGGAUAGAUCAAAACAUUAACAGAUCGAACAUGUCGCUCAGCAGAAGUAUUGAAUGGGAACACUUUGAGGAACGGGACAAAACGCACCGUUCAUCACGGGCUGACGGCUCGGGAUCCCAGUCAGGCUCCAGAGGCAACGGUCUCGUGCCCAGCCCGGCGCACAGCGCGCACUGUAGCUUUUACCGAACGCGCACGCUCCAGUCGCUCACCUCCGAGAAGAAAGCCAAAAAAGUGCGGUUCUACCGAAAUGGGGACAAAUACUUCAAGGGUUUGGUGUAUGCCGUGUCCAACGACCGUUUUAGGUCCUUAGACGCCCUGCUUAUUGAGCUUACCCGGUCUCUCUCGGACAACGUCAACCUGCCUCAAGGUGUCCGGAGCAUCUACACUGUGGACGGCAGCAAGAAGAUCAGCAGCCUGGACGAGUUAGUGGAGGGUGAGAGCUACGUGUGUGCCUCCAACGAGCCCUACCGCCGAGUGGACUAUACCAAGAACGUUAACCCUAACUGGUCAGUGGGCAUCAAGACCGGCCAGUCCCGCUCCCUGUCCUCCCUCAGCACCCUGGUAAAGGGCGAGCUGCAGCGUAGCGAGGCCAGCCUGGGCACCAGAGACUUCAUCAAGCCCAAGCUAGUGACGGUCAUCCGCAGCGGGGUCAAGCCCAGGAAGGCUGUGAGGAUCCUGCUGAAUAAGAAGACUGCCCACUCCUUCGAACAGGUGCUGACCGACAUCACGGACGCCAUCAAGCUGGACUCCGGGGCGGUCAAACGGCUCUACACACUGGAGGGAAAACAGAUCACCUGUCUCCAGGACUUCUUCGGUGAGGACGACGUGUUCAUCGCGUGCGGCCCAGAGAAGUACCGCUACGCGCAGGAUGACUUCCUGUUGGAUCACAGUGGUAAGGAUACUGAAUGCCGGGUGCUCAAGUCCUCAUACUCUGCUCGCUCGCCCACUCCAACGAGGGCUGCUGGGAGCAAGAGCCCUGGACUCUCACGCCGUAUCAAAUCCCCGGGCAUAGUAAGAAGACCAAUCCAUUACUCCACCAGUAGCCAGUCUCCUGUUAAAUCCCCAGUCAAUGGUGUCCCCAGCAGUACGAUCUCCACCCCCAAGUCCACCAAAUCCAACAGCUCCUCCCCCACCAGCCCCCGCAGUAUACACAGCUUCAAGAUUCCGCCACAUCACACGUCUGCCACCAAUGUGAACGGGUCUCCACACAGUCUGGAGUUGGCCUAUAACAUGAGUCCUGAGGUUAACGGCAACAGCUGUAGCUCUAUCACAACCGUCCUGGAUAAGUACAAGGUCGGCAAGGUCAUAGGAGACGGAAACUUUGCCGUGGUGAAAGACUGUGUAGAACGGUCCACUGGGAAGGAGUAUGCACUGAAGAUCAUUGACAAGGCCAAGUGCAGUGGAAAGGAGCACCUGAUAGAGAAUGAGGUGGCAGUGCUGAGGAGAGUCAAACACCCCAACAUUAUCCAGCUGAUAGACGAAGUGGACACACCCACUGAACUCUACCUGGUCAUGGAGCUGGUCAAGGGUGGCGACCUGUUUGAUGCCAUCACGUCCUCCACUAAGUACACAGAGAGAGAUGCCAGUGUCAUGGUGUUUAACCUGGCUGGAGCCCUGAAGUACCUCCACAGCAUGAACAUAGUACACAGAGACAUCAAGCCUGAGAACCUGCUGGUGUGUGAGUACCUUGACGGCACGAAGUCUCUGAAGCUGGGGGACUUUGGUCUGGCAACUGUGGUUGAGGGGCCCCUGCACACCGUGUGUGGAACCCCCACCUACGUGGCCCCUGAGAUCAUCGCUGAGGCUGGUUAUGGUCUGAAGGUGGAUAUCUGGGCAACUGGGGUCAUCACUUACAUCCUGCUCUGUGGCUUUCCUCCCUUCCGCAGUGAGGACAACCUUCAAGAGGACCUGUUUGACCAGAUCCUGGUGGGACGACUGGACUUCCCUGCUCCCUACUGGGACAACGUCACGGACUCAGCCAAGGAGCUGAUUGGGCGGAUGCUGCAGGUGAACGUGGAGGCUCGCUACACAGCACAGGACAUCCUCUCUCAUCCCUGGGUCACGGAUGACAACAUGGAGAACAACAUGAAGAUGGAGGUGUCAGGUAAACUGAGGACACACUUCAACACAGCACCAAAGCCCAGCACAACCACAGCAGGAGUGUCAGUCAUCAUGAACACAGCUCUAGAUAAGAAGAUGAUCCAGCUGACUCGUCGCAGCCAGAGGCCCACAGCACCACCUCCGCCCCCACCACCGCCUGGGAAGAAAGUAGUCCCUCCUGCAGCCAUGCCAGUCAAGCAAGCCUCACCCAACACCAAACACCAACACCCAACACCAGUCUCAACCAACACCAAGAUGGCAUCACCCACCAAGCCUGCCCUCCCAGAGGAGGAACCCAAGAGUCCUCAGACUGAUGUGCCUGUCCCUGUAUCCCCUCCCAUCUCUCCUUCAACACCUACCAGACCCGUUACCUCUCCCUCUGUCCCUGUCUCUCCUUCCUCUCCUACCAAGCCUAACGUCUCUAUCUAUCCUACCUCCCCUACCAGGCCCAACAACUCUCCCUCUCCUACUAAACCUGUUAUCUCUCCCUCUCCUUCCUCACCUACCAAACAUGAUAUCUCUCCCUCUUCACCUACCAAACCUGUUAUCGCGCCCUCUCCUUCCUCUCCCUCUUCACCUACCAAACCUGUUAUCGCUCCCUCUUCACCUACCAAACCUGUUAUCGCUCCAUCUCCUUCCUCUCCCUCUUCACCUACCAAACCUGUUAUCGCUCCCUCUCCUUCCUCUCCCUCUUCACCUACCAAACCUGUUAUCUCUCCCUCUUCACCUACCAAACCUGUUAUCUCUCCCUCUUCACCUACCAAACCUGUUAUCGCUCCCUCCUCUCCCUCUUCACCUACCAAACCUGUUAUCGCUCCCUCUUCACCUACCAAACCUGUUAUCGCUCCCUCUUCACCUACCAAACCUGUUAUCUCUCCCUCUUCACCUACCAAACCUGUUAUCUCUCCCUCUUCACCUACCAAACCUGUUAUCGCUCCCUCUCCUUCCUCUCCCUCUUCACCUACCAAACCUGUUAUCGCUCCCUCUUCACCUACCAAACCUGUUAUCUCUCCCUCUUCACCUACCAAACCUGUUAUCUCUCCCUCUCCUUCCUCUCCCUCUUCACCUACCAAACUACAAAUGUCCCCUUCUCUUUCCUCUCCAACCAAGCUCCAUGUCUGUGCCUUCCCUGGGGCCUCUCAUAUGCCAGUUACUUGCCCCUCUGCCUCAUCACCUUCCAAACGCAAAGCCGCCCCCUCUCCUCCUGCCCCUCUCUCUCCCUCCUCACCUCCCUCUCUUUUUACCUGCCCCUCUCCCUCUGACCCUCUGUCUCCCUCUGCCUUUCCCAGCCCUCCCUCACCCCUGACCUGCUCCUCUCCCUCCUCUCCCACCCCUCCAUCACCCCUGGUGGGCCUUGACGUUGAAGCUGCUGCUACUGCCAGAGAGCUGUGAGAAAGAAUGAUGGAUGAGAAGACUGGCUGCAUGGUCUAAUUUGUACCUUUCCAGCCCCCUUACCUCCACACGCCGUAUCCCCAGACCUAUGAUUCGCAUGUAGGGGGCUAGAUACAGAUAGAACCUCCAUCCCCAGUAACAGUAUAACAGCUGAUGUCCACUGCUGUAUCGUUCCUAGGCUCCCAAGCAGCAAAUGGCAAAAAAAAAGCAAAAUGGCUCCUACAACCUACAGUACAAUCUCUGUAGAGAACCCAUCAUAUCCACGCUCCAAGAGGGAAGUUGAGGUGUUUUGUACAUUUUGGUUGAUUUUGUAUAUACGGUAUGUGUGUAUUUAUAUAUGAGCGAUAUGGAGAAAACAGAGCGAGGCCUGGCUAGUUAGUGUGUGUGGUUUCAGACAGGGUUUUCUGGAAUGACUUCUGAUCAUGUUUUAUUUAUUGUCUGUGGUUGGUUGGUAGAAACACACAUGUUGAUUAUGGGUAGAAGUGUAUUAUUUGGCGUGCUUGUUGUCUGUUGUAAGAUAAACUGCUACUGUAGAUGUAUAUAGUAUUGUAUGACAGACACGAGGCACCAGAAUGAAAGUUGAAGGUUUGAGUUUUGUUUUCUUCUCUUGCCUAUUUAUCAUUGGUCCGCUAUGGAGCCUGUAGUGUUUAACUGCUGAACACCAAAAGAGAGACGCAUCAGAGUAGAAGAUGAACGUGUCAAUGAGGAGAGGUGUGCCUGUGAAAAUAGCUGCCAGAUCAGGGGUGUGUUCAGGGCGGCAGGUAGCCUAGCGUUUUGAGAGUUUUUGGCCAGUAACCGAAAGGUCACUGGUUCGAAUCCCCGAGCCGACUAGGUGACAAAUCUGUAGAUGUGCCCUUGAGCGAGUCUCUAAAUGCUCCUGUAAGUCGCUCUGGAUAAGAGCAUCUGCUAAAUGACUACAAUGGAAAUGUUCAUCAGGCACAAAACGGAAGAAAACAGACAGGGUCUUCCUGGACAUGUCCUGUAAGAAACAUUUGCCCUCCAUUGCUAAAUGUUUUUCAUUGUGUGCCCUAAUGAACCUGACCCAGUAGAGUUAGAUUCCUUUUCUGAAACCAGCUGACAGGAAACACUGGGAGCUCUAUCCCCUCAUAUACUCAUUUAUCAGUCCAGAUUUACCAGAAAAUAAUGUGAGGCUGUUCAACUUUGCUGUUGUCUUUGUCUGUAAUGGUAAUGCACAUGUUUUAAAGUCCAUGUUUAAGUCCCAAAUCGCACCCUAUUCCCUAUAUAGUGCACUACUUUUGAGCAGGGCCCACAGGGUUGGGGAAUAGGGUACCAUUUGGGAUGCGGCCUGUAUCUCUUUACCUAGCCUACUGCAUGCAGUUGGUUAGAGUUUAACCCUUCGGAUAUUGAUAAUGGCUCCGAUGCACAGCACUACUACUCCAAGGGGCUUUAGUUGCAUGCCAUGUUCCUCCCCCUGCCUCCCCACAAAACAGGUCUCACACACACACACACAUCAAGCUGGUACUAUUGUACAUAUAGUAGCUGUUCUGUAAUGUUUAGUCAAACUACACUGUCAUCAUCAUAAUGCUUUUUUUAUUGCAGUUUUAGUCUGGAUACUUGUAUAAAAAUUACAUUUCAAGCAGGAAAAACACUCCUGUCAGCUUUGGCCAACAGUUUUAGUUUGUGCAUUUUGCCACUGUGACUCCCUUUAUCAUUAUGUAUUAGCAGCACAUCGGAGAACUUCAAACGCAAUAAAAAGUAUUCAAAUCAG